This is a messenger RNA of Vigna unguiculata (cowpea), 880 nucleotides long. RefSeq names its product Reticulon family protein. The record is from RefSeq and is a predicted model, not a curated record. NCBI's taxonomy places the organism in Eukaryota, Viridiplantae, Streptophyta, Magnoliopsida, Fabales, Fabaceae. Gene Ontology annotation, biological process: response to bacterium.
CGACCCACACAUGAAUCACAAUAGUGCUACAAACUUACCUCAGCAGAAUCAACAAACACUACCAAUACAUUUUCAAUCAUUCAAUUUCUUAACCAAUUUCUUAACCAUGCCGAUUCGUCCUCGUGAGCCAGCACAAAGGCCAGGUUUCUUUCACCGACAAAGACCACUGCAUGCAGUUCUUGGCGGAGGAAAGCUUGCUGAUAUAUUGCUAUGGAAAGACAAGAUAUCAUCGGCAACAAUGGUUGCUGGGUUCUCCAUCAUUUGGUUCCUCUUUGAAGUGGUCGAAUACAAUUUUCUCACUCUUCUUUGUCACAUCCUCAUGGCCAUCAUGCUCGUCCUAUUCGUUUGGUAUAAUGCCGCAGGACUUAUCACAUGGAGCCUGCCUCAAAUCUAUGAUUUUCAAAUCCCCGAACCCACCUUUAGAUUCUUGUAUCAAAAACUCAACUCAUUCUUGAGGAAUUUUUACGACAUUUCAACUGGGAAAGACCUAACCCUCUUCUUUAUGACAAUCACCGGUCUCUGGGUCAUGUCAGCUAUUGGGAAUUAUUUUACAACUUUGAAUCUCCUAUAUAUACUGUUCCUCUGCUUGGUGACCCUUCCCAUUAUGUAUGAGCGAUACGAACAAGAGGUGAAUUAUCUAGCAAGCAAAGGAAACCAAGACGUGAAGAGAUUGUUCAACACAUUGGAUAAUAAAGUUCUGAACAAGAUUCCAAGGGGACCUGUGAAAGAAAAGAAGAACAAAUGAAGUUUAGAUAUGGGCAAGAAGUGGAUCCAUUUUCUUUCUUAAGUGUGUAAAACAUAAUAAUGAUUGCAAAUUUAUUUAUUCGCAACCACAAACUUGUAUGAAAUUCAUAAUUCAUUUGGAGAAGUUUCUUAGUAA